AUGAGUGAAAUACACUUCGUUUUAUUUGCUCUUUGUAAUAGUUUGCAACAGUUUUAGGUGCGUGUGGAGGUUAACGCCGAUUUGUUUUUGUUUUAUACACGUUUGUAAUGUAUCUUACAAUCUAUUUAAAUACUGCCAUAAACACUGAAUUUAUGCAAAAACACGGCAGAGGGUCAUUUCAGCGCAUUGUCUGCUAUCAUCUGGCUCAUUACCUGCUGGAUCAGCGACAUGGCUUGUUCAUUUUAUUUACGAAAUGAGGCCGUGAUAAUGAACUAAAACCGAGUCCUGGUCGAGCGCCAUUGCCGUGGCAGUGCAACCCAACUGAUAGUAAACAGCCUCGUCUUAGACAAGAGCAGCCACGCCGAUUAGCAAAAAGGUGCAAAGCUGUUCAGUGUAUUCGACGUGAAAAGGUUUAUUUCCAGAUAUGUAUCGGUUGAUUUCUUAUCGCGUUUCCAGUGGUACAUUUAUAAAAUAAACAAUUUAACUGUUCGGACGCCAUAUCCUGCCAAAAAACCAGGCCUUAUGUUUUGUUAUGAAGGCGCAGCCGUGGUGAAGCUAACGCUAGUUUAACUUCCCUAGCGAGGAAAUGGCUUCUUGGCGAGUCAGGGCAAGCUCUGUUUGGUAACUAGCUAGCUACGUAGCUAACCUAUUUAGGGCAUCAUAGUAUGGAGGUAAACACGCAGUUGUUUUUGCUGAAGGGAAAUCUACUUCACAGUUCGCUUCCUCCACCGAAACUAACCUAGUUAGAAACAUACAAACUAGUUUACACAAAUUAACAAGCUCGCUAGCUAGUUAACCUAGCUGGCUAAAUAACCUAGCUUUAAAGCCAUUGUUGCUGGUGAAUAUUGGAAGACCUCUUUUUGUUCAUGUGGGAGACGCAACAAACUGCGUUUUAUUGACAUUAUACUUAGAUACACACUCUUGUGUUGGCAUUCUUUACACGGCUUGGUAAAGCCGCCGUUUAUGUAGCUAGCUAGGUUAGCUGAACACUUGACUGGCUAGCAGGCAAACAGAAAAGCUAACGCCCCGCAUUCUCUUCUCAUAUUCACGGUAAAUACUUUCGAUGUCUUUGAAAAGACGCUUAUUAAACGUUGGUUCGUUUUUUGUAGAGAAAUAACGUCGCAUUUCGACGUAAAAAAUAAAUUUGGCUGUGGAAAUUUGCGUAUUCGUUAACGACGUGAACACACACGACACUAGAUACUCAAUGGCUAAAGCACUGCCGUGAAUAAGGACUACUUUGUGGAUGAAGAGCCUUUAAUCACGUCAGAGAUUCGAGGUGGGAGUGUACAGUUAUGGAGCUGAGUAAAGACGACGCGGCUCCGGAGGCUGGCGAUAGGGGGCGCCAGAGAGACGACACGCAUAGUGUCAUCGCGGAGAAACAAGUGCAACGAAAUCCGCCGGAGUUCUGUCCCGGACUCGUCUCCGGAGACACGCACCCCAUGUGCCGCGCUCGGGAGAGGAGCGAUCCGGAGCCUAAGCCUGGCGACGCUGCCGGUGACGACGGAGACGCGACUGAAAAGACGUCCAGUAAAGCGCAGGGCGAGCGGGAGCCCCGGAAUAAGAGGAGGUCCGGCUGCAGUUCCGAGGGCGCACCGGACGGCCGCCAGGGCAAGAGGAAGCAUCGGCGGCGACCGUCUAAGAAGAAGCGCCGCUGGAAGCCGUACUUCAAACUGACCUGGGAGGAGAAGAAGGAGCUGGACGAGCGGGAGAGCGCGCGCGCGUCGCGGGUCCGAGCCGAGAUGUUCGCUAAAGGUCUGCCAGUGGCUCCCUACAACACCACUCAGUUCCUGAUGGAGGAGCACGACCGAGAGGAACCCGACCUGAACACGGAGCGCUGCAACCGCAAGUCUUUCGGCGCGAGUCGGUCAGAAGACACGGCCAGCGAGGAAGACUUCGACCCUGAGGAUGACGAGGAAGAAGAAGGUGAAGGAGGAGAAGGCGUUGAGAGCGACGGCAUGGGCCGAGCCGGGGGCGCAGGGGGAGAGUUUCUGCAGCGGGACUUUUCCGAGACCUACGAGCGGUACCACGUAGAGACGCUGCAGAACAUGUCCAAACAGGAACUGGUGAGGGAGUACCUGGAGCUGGAGAAGAGCAUGUCGCGCCUGGAGGAGGAGAACAACUGGCUGCGGCUCGCGCGGAGAAACCCGGCGGCUCCGGGCGAGAGCGCGCAGCGCGUGCACGAGCUGGAGAGCGAGCUGGAGAGACUGAGAGCGCUGAACAGCGAGCUGCUCUUUCACAGCCACCAGCACACCGCGGCACGCGCCGUCAACGGUUCUACCGCCUCACAGCCCGAGAAGGGACACGCCGAGGGCUCGGGCUCACAGUGACGGACACACACUCAACAUCUUUCCUUGUUUCUUUUAUGAUUAUUAUUUUCCCUCCUGAUUUAUUAUUGUCCGCUGAUCUUAUCCGUUGUCUUACUGUAAAGCUACGGUAGUUAAUAAUGUGAUGUGCUUUUCGGCCAGAAAGGUAACGUUCAUGGUUUGUUUUGUUUUUCUGACAAGUUUUAAAUAUUGAAUUUGUGUGUGAGGUCCCAUUAAAAAUGGUUAGUUCGUUGUAAAGUAGGUUAGGUUUUUUUGCACACGUGACUGGAUUUAUAAAAAAGAGAAGAGGGGGGAAAAAAAAGACUAUUUUGGUUUUAGAGUUAAUACUUCUGGAUCAGUUACGUGUUCAUACUGCACGGGGGGGGGGGGGGGGGGGGACAACAUAUUGUCAUACACACGUUUGUAAAGUUUCCCAUAAAACGUGUUUUUUGUCCCAUCAAUCCCGGUAAAUGAGCUGUUUGGUAUUUUUCUGCUGGUGCACCUGAUAUUCUGCUUUACAUUUAUUAAUGCAUGACCAAGGCAGUAUGUGGGCUAAUAAAACUGUGGAAAACCGUUA
This is a messenger RNA of Ictalurus punctatus (channel catfish), 2880 nucleotides long. RefSeq names its product HEXIM P-TEFb complex subunit 1 (gene hexim1). Gene Ontology annotation, cellular component: nucleoplasm; cytoplasm; nucleus. Gene Ontology annotation, biological process: negative regulation of transcription by RNA polymerase II; negative regulation of cyclin-dependent protein serine/threonine kinase activity. NCBI's taxonomy places the organism in Eukaryota, Metazoa, Chordata, Actinopteri, Siluriformes, Ictaluridae. The record is from RefSeq and is a predicted model, not a curated record. Bases 1293 to 2327 code for a protein of 344 amino acids. The transcript is spliced from 2 exons. Gene Ontology annotation, molecular function: cyclin-dependent protein serine/threonine kinase inhibitor activity; 7SK snRNA binding.